Messenger RNA from Colletotrichum destructivum, 1266 nucleotides. RefSeq names its product Putative alpha carbonic anhydrase domain, carbonic anhydrase, alpha-class. The transcript has 2 exons. The coding region runs from base 95 to 913 and encodes 272 amino acids. NCBI's taxonomy places the organism in Eukaryota, Fungi, Ascomycota, Sordariomycetes, Glomerellales, Glomerellaceae. The record is from RefSeq and is a predicted model, not a curated record. Gene Ontology annotation, biological process: one-carbon metabolic process. Gene Ontology annotation, molecular function: carbonate dehydratase activity; zinc ion binding.
CUUUGCCCAAAAUCAUCUCCCGACACGCUCGUCGUCUCCUUUCUUCGCUCCAAAAGACCUGCUCUGCCAUCACAUAAAAUCUUAAACCGUCGUCAUGAUCGCAGAACAACUUUUCGGCGUCUUGCUAUUGGCGGCUCGCGCCCUUGCCUGCGCCAGUCACGAGAACCAUUACAACUUGGCCGACAGGAAGCGCGGCACUGAGGAGGCGGAGCCCAAAGCCGACUGGGCGUACGAAGCUUCUUUCAACUGGGGUCGCAUCAACCCGAAUUAUACUUUGUGCCAAACAGGAACGCAGCAGUCGCCCAUCGCGCUGAGCCUCAACAACGGCCUGGCUCUGAACCACAUCCUCCGGUUCAACUACCCGAAUCAGACGGCCGGCAACUUCUUCAACUGGGGCUACGGCCCGGCCUUCACCCUGACGCAUCCCGAGGGGGUCUACACGGGCAACCCGUCCUUCACGUACGACAACACCACGCUCUACCUCAAGGGGUGGCACAUCCACGCGCCGGCGGACCACUCGGUCAACGGCGCCCGGUCCAAGGCGGAGCUGCACCUCGUCCACGGCGACGACCAGGGCCGCGAGAGGGCGGUGUUGGCGAUCCUGCUCAACCCGGGCAACGCCAACAGCACCUUCUUCGACCAGCUCCCGCCCAUGAUCGGCUUCAACGACGUCGGCACCGAGGUGCCUGUUACCUUGGACCUCGGCAAGUCGCUCAACAGCGUCGAUCUGUUCAACGAGUUCUGGACAUACCAGGGCAGCUUGACGAGCCCGCCGUGCACCGAGGGGAUCCGCUGGUUCGUGGCGCGGCAGCAGUUGUUCACGGGUGUCGAGCAGAUGAGGGCCAUCCUCGGGGCGAGCACAUAUAGCGCGAGGGCGGAGCAGGAGGUCUGGCAGCACCGUAUCAACGAGUAGGAAGGCAUCAGCACGGGCACGUUUUUUCCAUUUUUUAUUUUUUAUUUUUUUCGUCGCUCUGGGAGAGGGGGGAGGCUGGAUGGCAGCGGGCUUUUGGGACGAGGAUAUGUGGCCAAGGCCCUUGGCGAGGAGGGGAUUACACAUCGGUCUUGGUGAGGACGAGAAUGGCCUGGCAGGGUGAGAUAUGGCUUUCUGGGGGGGGAUUGGCGCCCUUUAUUUUUCUUUUUCCGAAUGAUAGCUACAGCGUUUGAUACCAGCUAGACAGACUUCUUUUUGUUGGGUGGGGAGGGGUUUAAGAAUAAGACCUGGUUCUCGAACGGUUCGGCCGCGUUGGACAGGACGUUUUGACUUUA